This is a messenger RNA of Drosophila nasuta, 914 nucleotides long. RefSeq lists its product as uncharacterized. The transcript has 2 exons. The coding region runs from base 27 to 731 and encodes 234 amino acids. The record is from RefSeq and is a predicted model, not a curated record. NCBI's taxonomy places the organism in Eukaryota, Metazoa, Arthropoda, Insecta, Diptera, Drosophilidae.
GAAUUCACAAUUCGUAAACUAGUAAAAUGAGUAAAUUGGAUGAUUUAUUGGGCAAAAAGAAGACUGUAGUGCCCGUCUUGGAUCUGAGUCGCAGCAACAUCCAGUCGACGGAGGAGUUUAAGCGACUGAUGGAAAAGGUGCCCGACUAUAAGAUGCGACCCAUCAAAGUGCGAGCUGAGGAAAUAAAAAUACGUGAAAAGGACUACGCCUUUAAAAUGCCCAAGAAAGAAAUGCGCAAACUGCUGAAGAGCAAUGGUGAGCGAGAGUUGCUCUACACCUAUGCGGAUCCUGUGCCCGGCGAGAUGAAGGAUGUGGUCCUUAUGGAGCUGUGCGCUGUGCCCAUUGACUGGAAGAUGCUGACCACACUGCGCCCCAAGUCCAAACAGGAGGAGGAAUACUUUAGUCGCAUGGUCGAGAUGGGCAAACUGGAGCUUAAAACCGAGGCCAAGGAUCGAAGGGAGUUUGCAUUGAACAAUUGCAUUAAAAAGAUCAAAAACAAGUCGGGCAUCGUCGAAACACGACUCGUGACUUGCGAAUCCUGCGGCGAGGAAAUGUGUUGGGGAAAAUCGUGUGGCGAUUUCAAUUACGAUCUGUAUAUACGCGUCGAGGCCAAAGUGCUGAAGCCAAAGCCGUUGGCGUUGUCAUCGAAUAAAACCAAGUUAAAUGGACGGAAAAAAUCAACAAUUGGUGGCGCUAAAAUCAAAGUGAAGAAAUCAACAAAUGCUAAAUAGUUUUUAAGCUACUUAAUCGCAAUUAAAUCACACAUUUUCAAGGGCUUUCUAAAUUGUAACCGAUUUGCAAUAAAUGGCUUAUAAUCAAUCAUAAUGGCGCCGCGUUUAAGGUCAGGAAAACUCCCAUGGAAAAUGAUCUUAAUAGCAGCCAUGUUUAGAUUUCUUGAGUAGCGCCUUAUAUUU